Molecule: messenger RNA, 954 nt
Organism: Ixodes scapularis (black-legged tick)
Lineage: Eukaryota; Metazoa; Arthropoda; Arachnida; Ixodida; Ixodidae
Product: ficolin-2-like
Exons: 6
Coding region: 85-954 (289 amino acids)
Source: RefSeq, a predicted model, not a curated record
UUGCUAUUUAGGAGCGAAAAAUGCAGGAGAGGAGCAGUGGUUACGACUUAUGAGAACCCUCGUACCAUCGACAAAGAUCUCAACAUGUUCGUCGCAUUCCUCUUCAUACCUGUUGUGGCCGGGAACGUCUUUAUGGAAGGCAGUAUUCGGAAUGUUCCGGAAAUUACCGAAAGAGAGUCCACGUCGACAAAAACCUACACGAUAUUUGACCCCUGCAAUACGAACAAACCUGGAAAUCGAACGACAAACUGUUCCCAGAAAAAAAGGAGGGAGAACAGCAACAGCGGUGAAUAUGAAAUUUAUAUUCGCGACGAUCCAGUAAAUGUAACGUGUGACAUGCACUCCGAUGGCGGCGGAUGGACAGUGAUUCAACGUCGGAGCGAAAACGAAAAGGGAGACAAUUUCUUUGAAAGAAACUUUACAGAAUAUGAGCGUGGAUUUGGAACAGCCGGGGGAAGUUUCUGGAUAGGACUCGAAAGCCUUCAUGCACUUACGAGUUUUCCGAACAACCAACAAGCUCUCAGAAUCGAACUGAGAAGAGCUGACGGACGAAAGGAAAAGACUGCUGUGCACUAUAAUAAAUUUCACGUCGGCUCCGCAAAAAAGAAUUACAAGCUGAUCAUCGACGAGUACGUCGGUCCUGACCGUUACGACGCGUUGUCCCACCACAAAGGAGCCGAGUUCACCGUCAAGAACAGCACGACGGCCAAACCCGAGAAAGACGAGAAAGACGAGUGCUCCAAAAAACGUCUAAGUGGUGGAUGGUGGUUCAAGAGAUGCAACGAGGCAAAUCUUAAUGGACUUAAACUCACCUUCUAUUUGCAAACAAAGCCCCUCGGUAUUACCUGGAACAUUAAAAGCGACAUCGAGUCCCACUCUUACAUCUACGACAGGGUGGAGAUGAAGAUCAGGGACGCCGACUUUGGUUUCUGCACGGGCUCUCUCAAAUUCUAA